Messenger RNA from Striga hermonthica, 639 nucleotides. Lineage: Eukaryota; Viridiplantae; Streptophyta; Magnoliopsida; Lamiales; Orobanchaceae. The record is from the annotation of a GenBank genome assembly.
AUGUACGCUGAUCGAGUGGAGGCUCAGGCUAAUAGGUCAAUCAAGGAGCGCCUGAACGGCAAUUCCGCCGCCGCUUUCAGUCGUCGGAGGCUUCUCUCCGGCAAGAGACGGAGAGAAGAUGAUGGCAACUGGGAGCAUGAUCUUUUUGAGGGCAACAGGCCUCAGGUUUCAAAUCACAGAGUUGGUGUGAAGGAUCUUCGUCUGAAGCUUCAAAGGAAAAGCAUUGGGCAAGCUACUCAAAAUGCUAGAGGAUCUGCUCUCGGCGGUGCAAGGGAUUUACGUGAGAAGCUCUCUGGUUCACUUUAUUCUCGUCGGAUUGAGUCUCAUCCAGCGCCAUUAAGAUCAAAGCCGGCACCUGAAGCCAGUAAACCUGCUGGGAAUAGUGCCAUCACCGAAGCCCCGGCUCGAAAAACAAUGAAGAUUGCUGCCUCUAUACCAAACAAUAAGACUCAACAGAAAGUUGAGACGGUAGAUGGUUUCUUGCAGUCCCUGGGUCUCGAGAAAUAUUCAAUAACAUUUCAGGCUGAAGAAGUUGAUAUGACAGCAUUAGUACACAUGGGUGAUGAAGAUCUCAAGGCCAUGGGAAUACCAAUGGGUCCGAGGAAAAAGAUACUUCUGGCACUGGAAUCGAAAGUAUGA